Molecule: messenger RNA, 2484 nt
Organism: Pseudophryne corroboree (corroboree frog)
Lineage: Eukaryota; Metazoa; Chordata; Amphibia; Anura; Myobatrachidae
Gene: ETV6
Product: ETS variant transcription factor 6
Exons: 8
Coding region: 369-1724 (451 amino acids)
Biological process (GO): cell differentiation; regulation of transcription by RNA polymerase II
Cellular component (GO): nucleus
Molecular function (GO): sequence-specific DNA binding; DNA-binding transcription factor activity, RNA polymerase II-specific
Source: RefSeq, a predicted model, not a curated record
GCUGGCCCUUUAAGAGGCAGAGCUGGCAGAGCCUUGUGCUGGGAAUACACGUCAGUUUCAGGACUUGCACUGUGAUCAAUGAGGGAGGAAGGGGGGGAAGGAGGGGGGACUCACUUCUGCCUCCACUUCUCUCUUCCAGGAAGGAAAACAGAAAAAAACACAGAGAUCCCAAAACACAGGCACCAGCAGCCCAAACCUGUGGGGCCCCCCUGUCCUGCACCCCCCAGGGGUAGCCUGCAUCCCUGCACCCCAACUCCAGCACCCAGGGAUACAAUGUGCUAACUUCUGGGAGCCAGGGGGGGCUGAUGGGAGCCGGUGUCUGCCCCCCCUCACUGCAGCAGACAGAGGGGCUAUCCUGAUUGCUGGCAAUGUCUUCUGCACAGUUUUGCAUUAAGCAGGAGCAGAUUUCAUUCUCGCCCCCAGAGAGCCCGGGGCACAACUGCACCACACCGUCCCCCUCCCUGCUCCAUGUCCCGGGGCCACGUCCUUACAAGAUGGAAGAGGAGCCCGUCAGGCUGCCUGCACACCUGCGUCUCCCCCCCUCGCAUUGGUCGCGGGACGACGUGUGUCAGUGGCUGCGCUGGGCGGAGAGCGAGUUCUCCCUGCACCCGAUCGAGAAUAACACAUUCGAGAUGAAUGGCAAAGCCUUGCUGCUGCUUACCAAGGAAGACUUCCGGUACCGCUGCCCGCACUCAGGUGAUGUUUUGUACGAGGUUCUGCAGCACAUCCUGCGACACCGGAAGCCCCGCCCGGCGCACUCAUCUGUAUAUCACACUGGAAACUCUUUCCACAGCCAGCCCGAGGUUAUGCUGCCCCACAACCAUCAUGACGAUCACCUCCAACACAGACCCCCGAGACCGCCCUCCGAUGUCCACCCGCAGAAUACCCCCACUAUAGAGCUGCGGCAUCGAACCCUCUCCCCCCUUUCUUCUAACCACCACCCCUCCCCAGACCCUGAGAGCCGCCCACUGCGCUCACCGCUGGACAGCAACCUCCGUCGCCCCUCCCCCGCUGAGCGCCUCCACCGCUUGCAAAGUGAAACCAACCACCACACCCAGGACCCUUACCCCUUAUCCGUGUCCCCUGCUGAUGCCAACCACUGCUCUGCCGAAUCACUCCCCAAAUCCAGCAGCCCGCGCCAAGAGAACCCGCGGGUCAUCCAGCUUAUGCCCAGCCCUAUCAUGCACCCGCUACUUCUCAAUCCGCGCCACCCUGUGGAAUUUAAGCAGCCGCGGCUGGGAGCAGAUGACGGGCAGCAGCGAGAGGGCAAACCCAUGAACUUAUCUCACAGAGAGGAGCUGGCGUACAUGAAUCACGUCAUGGUCUCUAUCUCACCACCCGAGGAGCAGGUCAUGCCCAUGGGAAGAAUAGCCGAUUGCCGCCUGCUCUGGGAUUAUGUAUACCAGCUCCUGUCUGACAUCAGAUACGAAAACUUUAUCCGCUGGGAAGAUAAGGAGUCAAUGGUUUUCCGAAUCAUGGACCCCAAUGGUUUGGCGCGCCUCUGGGGGAACCACAAGAACAGGACAAACAUGACGUAUGAGAAGAUGUCGCGGGCGCUCCGCCAUUACUACAAACUGAACAUAAUCCGCAAGGAACCCGGCCAGCGGCUGCUCUUCAGGUUCAUGAAGACCCCGGACGAGAUAAUGAGCGGCAGGACGGAUCGGCUGGAACAUCUGGAAUCACAGGAGCUGGACGAGCAAUUGUAUCAGGAGGAUGAAUGCUGAGACCUGAUAGUGACACAUUGUGCGGUAUCUGAGGCACGUGGAGGCAUCACUUACUUUAUUACUGCCUGGCCCCGCCGGACCGCCAGUCCCUCUCCCACCAACAAUGGACAUGUACAGCCAGUGAAGUAUACCUGCAUGACCUGGCCGGUUCCUGGUACUGUGAGGGGAGAGGCUGCGCGGCCUCCACCAAGACUAUUGAAUACAUUUUGAGAUUGACGUCUAUUCCUGUAGAACUUGUAUAUUGGGAAGUAUUUGCACUGGAGAAAGAUACUGAGGGCGGCGCACUGUGACCGGAAUGGCGCACUGCGAUUGGGUCCAUGUGCCCUCGCGUUUUUUGACACAACUUUUCUCUAAUCUUUUUUUUUUUAUCACUUGUAAAUUGCACUAGACUCCUUUUAUCUACGGUCUACUGUCGCCUCAUGCCGGCUUCCAAAUACGGCGGACGGAGAGGUGGCGCGUGAUUCCACGCCUUCGCUAAUUGCCUGUUCUGUACGCACGCCAUUACUUCCUGUUAGCGCUCGGCAGUCCCCUGUUUUGCGUUGCCUUCUCCGCCAUGGACUGGUGGUUUUCGUUCCAGUCAAUAGAAACCAUGCGAGCCAUUCUUACCUACUGGGCGGAUCCAUCUGUCUGGCAGAGGAGGGAUUUUUAUUUUUAAAAUGUUUUCUACAUUUUUGAUUUUUAGAAUUUUAUUUUGGGUUUUUGUUUUUUUUUAACGGAUGAUUUGUUGUACAGAAAAAAAAAUAUAUGACACGUGAUUUGA